Messenger RNA from Amborella trichopoda, 906 nucleotides. RefSeq names its product golgin family A protein. NCBI's taxonomy places the organism in Eukaryota, Viridiplantae, Streptophyta, Magnoliopsida, Amborellales, Amborellaceae. The record is from RefSeq and is a predicted model, not a curated record.
UACUCAUGGGCUCUCUGAACCCAUUUCGCCAUUGCGUCUGUCUCUUUUUUCCCUCUAACCAGUCGGAUGCGGUGUAGUGAGAGAAAGAGAGAAGUGGAGAGGAGGUGGUGAAAUGGAGGGAGGCACGCGCAUGGGAAGCAGGUCUUCGACUCGCUAUGGACCUGCGGCUGUGUUCACAGGGCCAGUGAGAAAGUGGAAGAAGAAAUGGGUUCAUAUCUCUCCACCUAACUCUAACCCCACCUCUUCAACCCACCUCCGCCUCUACAAAUGGACGGCUUCUCCAUCAACCACCAAAGAUGAUGACUCUGCAACUCCUCCUGAUACCACUACUACUCCUACUCAAGAAGAACCUCCUCGUCGCAGAGUCCGUUAUGUCCCUGUUGCUGUGCUUGAAGAGCAGAGAAAGGAGGCAUCUGAAAAAGUCGAUGAAGAAACAAAACCAAGUGAUACCACUACUUCAUCUCCUGGGACUACCAAACAUGAGGGUUUAGAUGGAGAAGCUGAGCCUACUGAAGUUGCCAUGGAGGAUGCUCAGGCUGUGGAUAAGGAUCAGCCUGGUGGAACACAACUAAGCUCAAGCUUGGAUUUGAACCUCGGUUUGAAGGCCGAAUCAACACCCCCCAAUUCUCUUGAGCGUGAAAAUGGUCCCAUUUCUAAGAUGGCACAUUAAAGAACAGUUCGGGAAAUUAGCCUGAGUCCAGCAGGUGAUAUGGAGAGCUAGGGCAUGAAUGCAGGAAGAGAUUCACAGAAUGAAAUGGACUAGAGUUGCAUGAGGCCUUCAAACAAGAAUGCAAGUUUAUUUACUCCGGGUGAUUGUAUGGAUGCAUCCUUUGUGGCCUUGUCUUUGAUGUGAAAGUUUCAAAUACUUAAUGAAAAAAUAUAGCCUCUCUCUUUGGCCUUAGCUUU